Cyprinus carpio (common carp) is the source of this 2086-nucleotide messenger RNA. RefSeq names its product flavin reductase (NADPH)-like. Lineage: Eukaryota; Metazoa; Chordata; Actinopteri; Cypriniformes; Cyprinidae. The record is from RefSeq and is a predicted model, not a curated record.
CCAGAGGACUCUUGCGCGGAAAGCGCAUGCGCACUCGAGUCCACAAGAGUGAAGUUAUAUCAGCAGUGUUUGACAGCAGAAGGCGCGUGCAUGUGUUUACUGUUGGGUUGCCACCCACACCAUCAGGAGCGAUUUUAGAAUAAAUCAUGAAGAUCGCUGUUCUCGGCGCGACUGGUCAGACCGGGCAGCAGCUGGUCCAUCAGGCUCUCCAACAGGGACACUGCGUCACGGCCGUCGUCAGAAACCCGGGGAAACUGACGCUGACGCACGAGAACCUCAAGGUGGUUGAAGCAGACAUUUUCUCAGAAGACAGCCUGAAACCGCACUUCAAAGGUCAGGAUGCUGUGUUGUCCUGUCUUGGCUUUCCAAUCUCAUUUUUGUAUGGAGUCACUGGCUACACUCAGUCUAUGAAGGCAGCAUUAAAUGCUAUGCGUGAAGUCAAAGUCAAUCGAAUCAUCACCAUGACCUCAUGGUACACUGACCCUGAUUCAGGCUCCAAUUCUUCCUAUCUCAUCCGCUUCAUGUUGCUUCCCAUGAUUAGAAGUGUUUUGAACAACAUGUAUGAAAUGGAAAACUUUCUCAAGCAGACUGACGACAUCAACUGGACUGUUGUCCGUCCUCCUGGUCUGAAGAAUAUGCCAACAACAGCCAAUGAGUUCCUCACUCAUGAAGGUUAUUAUGUCCCUGAUGAAAAUGGUCUGCCGGUCGGUCAGUCUGUGUCCAGAGGAGAUGUGGCUCGUUUCAUGCUCUCUUUACUCAGUAACAAUGCUUGGAUGAAGAAAGCUGUUGCUAUCAUCACCAAAUGAGUUUGCACUUCACUUUAUCAUUAGUUUUAUAUCACUUUCCAAAGAGCUUUAAACUGUUUAAUUCAGUUGAUAAAACAUUGUAACUUACAGUACUUAUUCAGUACAUCUGGCUUUAUGUCACACAUAGCAGUUAGCAAAGACUGUCAGACUAGCAAAUAAUAUGCAAAUAAUAUGUUUGUCAUAUACAUACAUUUUCCAUGUACUGCUUUUAAAAGGAUUUAAAGGGGUUUCUCAAUACCAAAGAAGAGUUAGCAGAAUUACAAGAAAAUGUAAUUCAUAAAACCAUAAAACAUUUUGUUGUCCAUUGUUUGGGAUAUUUUGUAAUGUAAAUGGGUAUUGAAAAGAAAAUGAAGAGCAAAGAAACGACAAUUAACUGCAUGUGCUCUUUUCUUCUUCUCAAACAUACUGUAUAUGAAUUGUGGAAUUAAAUGUCAACAGCCACAUUUUUAAUAAGAAAACGUACUCAUCUAUAAUCAUUAUUAGUUUACUAAUAUCAAGCCUACUGUAUAUGCAUAUUCAUUUAUGUUGAUUUACAGCAUAACACAAAACACAUCAGUGUUGUGAAGGCCUUUCUAACUUUUCUCAUUAAGAGUUUUACAGUAUAUUACUGACAGUACAUGAACAUCAUUAGGAAAACUUUCUUGACCUUCUAAGCUAUAAUCCUGUCUAAAGUGCAGGUUAUUGAUUUUUAUUAUUUUACUUUGUUUUGAAUAUUUUAUGUUCAUUUAUGUAUUACAUAUCUAUUGUUUUUUUACAGCACUAUAUACAGAUUUUGCCGUUUUACAUUUACUUUACAUAAAUUUUAGAAGUCAGAAUCUUAGAAGUUUAGUUUAAAAUUAUGGCUAUAUCUGAAAGUUAAAUAGUGCAUCAGCACACUGAUUUUAGCCUACUAUUAAAUAUAUCGUUGUAUGAAAAUGUACAAACGCAUCAAUGAAGCACACUACAACAGAAAAUAAUAAAAUGUCUUUAGAGAAGACCUGUAGUUCCUAACAGAAACCAAUAGAUGGCUCUUCACAUUGCUUAAAGCCACUGGAAGUACAGGCAUGCAUUUGGUGAAACAGCCAGUUUAGCUUGGACACACAGAAAUCUGAUUUUGAGCCAAAUUCUUGGUGACCUUCUUUGCCAAUAUUGCUGGUUGAUUGUUGAUGAGCAGGUGAAUGAAUUAAAUUGUCUUAAGAUGCAGUCUGCUUUGAACUUUAUGCAACUGUUGUGAAACAAGUGUCUUAUGACCACAUGAGUGCAGUGUUGCUCUGUUAUUAAUAAACCGCUUGUUUACCCUG